Gastrolobium bilobum is the source of this 2912-nucleotide messenger RNA. Its product is annotated as potassium transporter 6-like. The record is from RefSeq and is a predicted model, not a curated record. Lineage: Eukaryota; Viridiplantae; Streptophyta; Magnoliopsida; Fabales; Fabaceae. Gene Ontology annotation, cellular component: membrane. The coding region runs from base 267 to 2624 and encodes 785 amino acids. Gene Ontology annotation, biological process: potassium ion transmembrane transport. Gene Ontology annotation, molecular function: potassium ion transmembrane transporter activity. The transcript is spliced from 10 exons.
UAUCACGAGAUCAAUAAUAAGCCGUCUACAGAACAGAUGUGAUACCAUACCAUACGUGAAGAUCACUAUGUGAUGAGAUCUUUUACUCUCUCUUUUUUUCUUUCUUUCUAUUUUUGACACUUUGUAGGGUCUACAGUACAGAGGUUAUCUUCUUUGUGUGCUCCGUCUCUAUCCUCUCAAGCAUUGCCUAAAUCGCUGCUCCUUCAUUUUCUUUUUUCUCAUAACUUUGUUUUUCACUCAGACUUAACAAUUUGAUCUGACUCCUAAUGAAUUCUCCACUGCAUCAUGAUGAUGAGGUUAAGAAGAAAACAUGGAAGCAAACAGUUCUUCUGUCAUUUCAAAUUGUUGGAAUAGUCUAUGGUCAACUGAGCACUGCACCCUUAUAUGUAUUUGGGACGAUGCGCGUGGAAGAUCUUGCAUCACAGGAGGAGGUUUAUGAAAUCUUCUCCUUCAUUUUCUGGACCCUGACAAUAAUUUCUUUGCUCAAGUAUGCCUUUAUAGUGCUGAAAGCUGAUGAUAAUGGAGAAGGUGGUACUUUUGCUUUAUACUCGCUGUUAUGUAGAAAUGCAAAAGUUGGCCUGUUUCCAUGUGAUAGAAGCACCAACGAAGUUAUGCUUUAUGAGGAGACAAGUCCUUCUAAGAUCAAUACUGAUUCAAGAGCACGAAGGGCCAUUGAGAAACACAAGAUCGGUCACUAUCUAAUAUUGUUCUUGGCCCUCUUUGGUUCCUGUAUGACAAUUGGUGACGCAGUGCUCACUCCAGCACUCUCAGUGUUAUCAGCUUCAGCUGGUGUUCAGAGAUCCUUGUCAGAUAUGGUGCCGCGCAUGUUUUCCAAGUCGCAACAUACUCAGGAGUCCGUGUCAGAGGCCCUCAAAAGAUAUGUACCUGUUCCCACUGCGUGUGUUAUAUUGGUUGGCCUGUUCAUGCUGCAGCACUUCGGGACACGCAAAAUUGGGUUCAUGUUUGCUCCAAUCAUUGCUGUUUGGCUGUUGUUUGUUGGUGUGGUGGGAACGUAUAAUGUUUUCUACUGGGAUGUAAAAAUUAUCAAUAAAAUAUCCCCAGUGUACAUGUUCAAAUUCAUCACAAGUAUUAACAUUGGCAGAUGGAGGUUGUUAGGGAGCGUCAUUUUAUGUGUAGCGGGAUCAGAGGCAAUGUUUGCAGACCUGGGCCAUUUCUCCAAGAAAUCAAUUAAGAUUACAUUUAUAUGCUUGAUUUAUCCGCUUCUUAUUUUAUGCUAUGCUGGUCAGGCUGCAUAUAUCUCCCAAAAUAUGCACGCUCAAUAUUUUAAUCAUCUUAGUGAAUCUAUGCCACGUCAUUGCAAACAUGUGUACAUAGUAUUAUCCCUACUUUCUUCAGCUGUAGGAAGCCAAGCAACCAUAACAGCGAGUUUCUCCAUCAUUAACCAGUGCCUCGCAUUAAAUUGCUUUCCCAGAGUAAAAGUUGUUCACACAUCAAAAACGAUACAUGGGCAGAUUUACAUCCCCGAUGUCAACUGGUUAUUGAUGAUUUUCAGCCUCAUUGUCACAGUUGGUUUCAGAGACAUUGUAAAGAUUGGCAAUGCAACAGGUUUGGCUAUAAUUUGUGGAAUGCUUGUGACAACUAGUCUGAUGUCACUAAUCAUUGCUUUGUAUUGGGAGAAAAAUUUUAUUGUAUCUGCGUGCUUUUUUCUGUGUUUUGGCUUUCUUGAGGCUGCAUAUCUUUCAGCAUGUCUUUUACAAUUUCACAAGGGAGCUUGGUAUCUAGUUGUCCUUUUGGCGGUGUCCAUGACAAUCAUGCUUUCAUGGCAUUAUGGAACUAUGAAGAAGUACGAAUUUGAUUUGCAAAACAAGGUGUCAACUGACUGGCUAAUAGAAGUUAGUCCAGGCCUUGGCAUUUCCAGGGUACCUGGAAUUGGCUUCAUUUACACAGACAUAGUAGCAGGAAUCCCAGCUUUCUUUUCGCAUUUUAUUACUAAUCUCCCUGCAUUUCAUCAAGUGUUGAUCUUGGUGUCCUUCAAGUCUAUACCGGUGCCUUAUAUCCCAGAAAGCGAAAGGUAUCUCAUAGGUAGGAUUGGGCCCAAAGAUUAUAAAAUUUAUCGUUGCAUUGUCAGAUGUGGAUAUUGUGAUCAUAUCAGGGAUACGGGUGAUUUUGAGGAGCAGAUUAUUCGUUCUAUAGGGGAAUUCAUUUCCAUUGAACAGAGUGACAUUGAAUCCAUGGUUCCCCCAGAUGAAAGAAUGAUUGUUGUUGGAAAUUCAGCACCAGAUGGAAAUGCUCUAGUUCCCCUGGAUGAACUUGACUCAUGCAUGGUGAACAAUGAAUGUCAGAUUAAUCCAGUAGGUGAUACUUUGGAGAGUACUAGUCGUCCUAGCAAGAAAAAAAAAGUUCGGUUCAUGUUGCCUGCUAAUAGUCCUAAAAUGCAGCCUUCUGUCAGGAAGGAGCUCUUAGAGCUAAUUGAUGCCAGGGAGAGUGGUAGUGCCUAUUUCUUGGGCCAAUCACAUUUAGUGGUGCGUGAUGGCUCUAACUUCCUCAAGAAAUUCUUAAUCAUGGCCUAUCGUUUUAGUGAAAAAAAUUGUCGAGAACCUCCAGUGGCUCUUAAAAUCCCUCAUGCUGCUCUUGUAGAAGUUGGAAUGGUAUGUACAAUAUAACAUGAAAAAAUUAUAGGAGUUUUGCUGUUUUAGAAAUUCAAGGGGGAGAUGAAAGUUGAGAAAAUUGGAAAGAACCACCAAUAGAGAAGUGAGGUACACAAAGCAAAGAAAAAGCAUCUUAUCUGUAGAAGUAUUUCUUAUUUUUGCUUCCUUGUAGACCCCAAACUAUGCAAGAUAUAAUGGAAACAAAAAAGAGUUUUGGAGUCUUGCACCAGAAAAAGAGAUCACCGGAGUCUUAUAGUCCCCCUUAGAUGAUAGAGACAUUUUGGCCAUAUAAAAUGUGAUAUA